Molecule: messenger RNA, 1140 nt
Organism: Aspergillus welwitschiae
Lineage: Eukaryota; Fungi; Ascomycota; Eurotiomycetes; Eurotiales; Aspergillaceae
Product: wax synthase family protein
Exons: 3
Coding region: 1-1140 (379 amino acids)
Biological process (GO): lipid metabolic process
Source: RefSeq, a predicted model, not a curated record
AUGCCACAAUGGAUCCCCCCGGCACAAUUCCUCGCUAUCCAACUCCUAACCGGCACCACUGUCGCCUUCACUCCGGCUAACUCUCCCCUCCGAUCAAUCGCCUCCCUCGUCGUACUCAUCCUCGCCUACUGCAUGCAAAUUAGCGCAAAUGCCCACCUCCACGGCACCCGCUUCGGCGCUCCGCUCGUCGCAAUGUGCUGGAUGAAUCAGAAACCGACCUCCAAAGACAAAUCGCCACAUGAACCACAAACGAAAUCGCUCAUAGAUAAAUAUCUCUGGUCCCUAAACCUCUCAUUCAACUACCGCCGCAUCAACACCCCCUGGCAAAUCCACGCCCUCACCACAUUCAACAAAACCCCCACUCGGACACGAUUCCUCCUCACCUCCCUCCUCAAACUCACCAUCUCCAUUGCGAUCAUCCAACUCUUCACCCUCGAGACCACCGAUCCGUAUCUCGGCCGCGCAGUGGAUAAAUUACCCGUUCGGCCGGACGAGAUCCUCCUCCCGUUUCGGUAUCACGUUGGCUGGGGGAAAGAUGAUCUUUUUCUCCGGUUCCUCUUCACUCUCUCCUUUGGGAUCGUAGCGCGCGCAUUCAUCGUCACGGGGUAUACCGCUGCCGCGGUGGUGGCUGUAGCAUUGGGCCAGGAGCCGAGUAUGUGGCCGCCUGUUGGGGGUGGAUUGCUGGAUGCGUGGUCGAUUAGGAGGUUCUGGGGAAAAACAUGGCACCAAACCCUCCGCCAACUCCUUUGCUCGAACGCGGAUUUCGUCUCGGGCUCUAUCCUGCGCCUUCCGGUCCGAUUCCAGUGGUGCUUUCGAGUUAUUUUCGCGUUCCUUGUUUCGGGAUUAGUGCAUACGGGCAUGGAUGUCGGGUUCGGGGUACGGAUUGAUGAGAGUGGGGCGUUGUGGUUCUUCGCGUUGCAGAUUCUGGGUGUAGCCGGGGAGAUGCUUGCUGAGAGGUUGUUGGCUCCGGUGAGUGUGUUCUUGUCGAGGGGGGUUAGGAGGGGAGUCGGGUUUGUUUGGGUUGCGGUCUUUAUGCUCUGGACUUUGCCGGUGUGGAUUUAUCCGAUUCUGGUCCAGUUGUAUGCGGAUGGGGUGCGCAUGAUGAGUCCGUUUUUGGGGCUGGGGGGUUGGGAUGUUUGA